Messenger RNA from Caenorhabditis auriculariae, 3410 nucleotides. NCBI's taxonomy places the organism in Eukaryota, Metazoa, Nematoda, Chromadorea, Rhabditida, Rhabditidae. The record is from the annotation of a GenBank genome assembly.
AUGCUGGACAUUCUCUUGGAAUACGCGCCUAACUGGACGACGCACAUACAAUGGCUCGUCAUCGUCGCCUUCGUUUUCGCCUUUUUCGUGUCCUACGGUUUGUCAGGACAAGUGAAACAUGGAUUUGAACGGGAAGUCCUUCAGGAAUGGGUGCGAAUGAUUCGUGCAACGAUUGGGGACCGGCCGUCGGCGCGGGAACCGUCAAAUUGUGGCAGGCCUACGCUCUUUCUGCAGUAUUGAACGUUGCCGGCGCUGUCCUACUGGGUAUGUUUUUUGUCAUUGUUUUUUUUUGUACCUCUAACUACCAAAAAAAAUCUUAAAACCGGCGAAAAAAGAAAUGAACUCGCUUCACUUUUGCCGCACUGAAAAUCGUUUCCUCUUUCUCAACUUUUUAUCUAAAGUUUAUUCACAGCUGGCUUCUGACGAUUUUUAAUUGUCUUUAUUAUUUCUGCUUCCAACUCGCGAUCGAUUAUAAUUUGCAAAAGUAGGAUAUAUUUUUAAAAUCCUUUUUUGAAAUAAAUCUCAACAAUAUUCAAAGGAAAAAAAUUGAAUAAUUAGAAAAAUUAAUCAGAGAAAAUAGGUGAAAAUUUUGACAUUAAAAAAACUUAUCUGCAAGAAACGAUGUCUGUUUUUUUAAAUUCAUUUUUUUCUUCACAUCAUUUGGUUAAUAGUAACUAUUUCUGAUCUUUCAAUCUUCUCCAAAAACUUUUUAUCAAUUGGGAAGUGCAACUCAAUUUAUCAAUGGCGUUCUUUCGAACAGCUGGAGAGAAGAGAAAACGACUGAACUUGAGAGAAAAUCGGAAAAAAAAACUUUGACCGGUCGGUCACUCGGUUAAUUUCGUCCUUGAUUUUUCUUCUCAGACUGAAGAGCCUUUGAAGAGGAGCUAGCGCUUAAGAACUUGAGACUUUUGUGGGAUUCUAAAUACAGAAGUAAACUUUUUUGUGAGAACUGCGUGUAUCUGUUGACUCCUGAUGUCUCGGAAACGAUAAUGUAUAUUUUGUUAAACACUGAGCUAUCAGGAGACAACAAUAGAUUUCCUACCAUUCGUUGUCGUUAAAUUCAAACGGAAACAUUACACAAAAAGGCAAUCAAGAACCUUACGUCAUCGAUUUCGCGAAAAUUUUCGCACAAGAAAGGAAAUCACACUUUUAGACAUCAACAUCUCACGUGAAAAAUCACCCGAGACAUUUUAUCGGAAAUAAAGUUCGAAAAAAAAGGGCGCCAUGAAUAAUUUAUAGCGUAGAAGCGCAUUUGGGGGUCGUGAAACGCGAGAAAAACAUCACGUAAAGAGAAACAAGGGAUUGAUCGGUCACUGAGCGAUUGGCCGCCAAAAAAGAUGAGGCAGAUCCAACUGCAAUCCGUUUGUCGGCAGUUGUUUGGACAGUUUUAGCCUUGCAAACCAGGGAAAAAACUAAUCGUUUCACUUCAAUUUUGUUAUGCCAAGGUCGAUUUGCGUUCUUUUACCCGUAAGUGAAAUCUGGGCCUUUUAUGGCUCUUCUGACCUUGAAGAGGAGAUCCGUCAGAUUGAAAUUAGUUUUUUCCUUGCAGGAUACAAAGUGGUGGAGACGUUGAGAACGGGAAUCGUCGAGUUUUCGAUUUUCGACGUCUACUCGCAGUACAACCACACGACGAAGCACUAUGACACGGUGCCGUUCUGCGGAAAUGCCACCAUGAUCGGCGGGUUCACUCCUCCGGACAUCGUUCCAGGAGCACCUCCCCUCGAGUGCGCCAAGUACACCUCCGUCGACUUCAUUCUCACUCAGGUGAGACUUCCGUCGAGAGCUUCAGAAGUUACGAAGAGCCUUUGCAGACAGCGUCGCUCUCCGGAGUUGCAGUCUUCAUGAUUCUGUCUUCCUGCUACAAGAUCCCUGUUUCGGCCACUCACGCCAUCGUCGGAGCCUCCGUCGCCACUUCGUUCUAUAUCCGCGGAAACGUUGGAAUCCGAUGGGACGAGAUCGUCAAGAUUGGUCAGUUUCGUGGAUUUUUUUGAACAAGCUUUCUUAAAAAGUUUUCAAUUUUUUAAAUUUCUUUUACGAAGUAGUUUCGGGGAACUUGAAAUGACUUCUGACUCUUAAAAGUUUUUUGAUCCGUUGCACUCUUUGAGGAUCAUUUCGAGUGCCCCGAAACAUCUUUAUUUUGAAGUUCUUGUUCCAUUUCUCAAGUUUCUAUCGAAAACUAAAUUGUUUUGAAUAGUUUUUCAUGAUUUUAUUUCUAGUCAUCUCCUGGUUCGUCUCUCCCAUUUUGGCCGGAAUCUUUGCCGGAGCUUUCUACUACGUCGUCAAGUACUCGGUUCUGAUCCGCAAGGACACUUUCAAAUGGGCCCUCCGUCUUUGCCCGAUUUUCAUGUGCUUCACUCUCACCGUCAACCUCUACGCUUGCAUUUACGACGGCUCGAAAUGUGAGAAAUUUCCCGUUUGGAUCAGUUAAUCUAUCUCUUUUCAGACCUCGGACUGGACAAACUCAACUGGUGGGAAGCUCUUCUGGUUUCUGUCGCCAUCGGUGUCGCUGGCUGGGCGAUCCUCGCUUUCCCUUUGAAAAACUGGCUGCCACAACGUGCCAAGAGGUUGUACGACGCCGAGACCGUCAAGAUGCAGAAAAGAGCAGAGUCUGGAAAAAUUAGUGAGUUCCUAAGCCUUGAAAUAAAAAACAGGACCUUUUUUUCAGAGGAAAGCAAGAUCAAGGACAUGCGUAUCCCAGAAGUCGGAGACGACAUCAAGGACCUGCCGUGGUACAAGUACCUGUGGCAGUACGUUCCAGAAGACCGCCUCACGAAGAAAGUCUUCAACACCCUCCAAAUCGUGUCCUCUUCCAUGUUGUCCUUCUCUCACGGAGCCAACGACACCGGCAACACCAUCAGUCCUCUUUUGGCCAUCUGGCUCUGCUACGAGUCCGGCUAUGCCUUCGGAAAUGCUGAAACUCGGGACGAUACUCAGGUUCGAUUCUUUUCGUCUUAUCGAAGCUGAGUUUGAACCUUUCAGCUGCUCCUGUUCUACGGAUCUUUCGCCAUGAUCUUCGGUUUCGUCACCCUCGGCCACAGAACCAUCAAGCUUCUCGCCAAGGAGAUGACCGUCGACAUGAGUCCCGUCUCUGGGUUCUGCAUUGAAGUCGGAACUGCCUUCACCGUCCUCGUCUGCGUCAAGCUGGGUAAGCCAUUUCGAUUCCUCUAAGAAAGAUCUAUUUCCAAUACGAGAACAGAAGACCUUUCAACCUCAAAAUGCUUGCAGGAAUCCCAAUCUCCUCGACGCAUUGCACGGUCGGCGCGGUCAUCUUCGUCGGGAUGGCCAAGUCGACGAGCGAAGGCGUCUCUUUCGCCACGUUCCGCAAGAUUUGCUUCUUCUGGGUGCUCUGCUUCCCACUCUCGGCCGUCGUCGGAAUCCUCACCACAAUCAUCCUCCAACAUUUCAUGUAA